This is a messenger RNA of Chaetomium globosum CBS 148.51, 1977 nucleotides long. RefSeq lists its product as uncharacterized. The transcript is spliced from 3 exons. The record is from RefSeq and is a predicted model, not a curated record. Lineage: Eukaryota; Fungi; Ascomycota; Sordariomycetes; Sordariales; Chaetomiaceae. The coding region runs from base 1 to 1977 and encodes 658 amino acids.
AUGGUUUCGCUGUUGUCCGACGCAACGGAGGCAACUAUCGAGGGGACCCAAAGGAGCCUACGCGCUUCAAGAUCUGUUGCGACCGCGAUGCUAUUAGCAAGGCUGAAGGUUUCGCUCAAACACCCUUCCCAUAACCACCCACCCUCUCUCGAUCCAUCCGCCCAUAAGCUUCACCGGAAGUUGACGCCCACCCAGAUGAACCUCCUCCAGACCAUCUCAAAGCAUAAGGCCAUCGGAUCGCGCGAGGCGGCUUCCAUCGUCAGAGAUGCUGUGCCUGGGUCUUUCGUCAAGCAGAAAGACAUCGACAACGCCCGCCAGCGCCUGCGUCGCAGCGAGCUCAACAGCAGGACCGCUGUCCAACAGUUCAUCAGCAUCCUUCUUGACAUGGGUUAUAAUCACCGCAUCCAGUGGGCUGGAGAGGACCCUACCCGCCCUGUUGCCCUUGUCUGGACUUACCCAUGGUGUGAGGGCAUGUGGAGGAGAUAUCCGGAGGUCAUCGGGUUUGACAACACCUACAAGACCAACCGCUUCAAGAUGCCACUCUUCCAGGUUACUGGCACUGCAGAUACUGGGUCCUUGUACAACUGUGCCUUCGGUCUUGCGUCAACUGAACGCCGUGAGGGCUACGACUUCCUCCUCAAGUCUCCCGAAUCAUUAAGGGCCGAGAUCCACGUCGAGCGCCCUAAGGUCGCCAUCACCGACUUCGAGGAUGCCUUACGGUCCUCCAUUACAGGCAUCUGGCCUGACACCCAACUUCAACUCUGCAUUUUCCAUAUCAACCAGAACGUCAGCCUCAACGCCAAGCGGAAGUGGCAAGGGCCUGGCGGCCCUGCUGAAGACGAGCUUGACGCCAAUCGCGACAAGGAGGCUGCCGAGAACGAGGCUAUCCAGAACCUCAACGAUAGAGCCCGCGCCAACGAAAUGCUUAGCCGCGGUCAGCAACCCGCAGAGAUCCCUCUUACACCAACCGGCUUCUGUCAGCUAUGGGCGUAUGUCGUCUACGCCAACACAGAGGAGGACUUUGAUGCUGGGUGGGCACGCCUGCAGCAGGAAUUCUCUGACCAACAGCCUGCACUCGAUUACAUCUCCAACACCUACCUCCCUGUGCGGUAUCAGUGGGCCAACUGCUUCAUCUCACAGUAUGAGAACUUCGGCGUACGGACCAAUUCACCUACCGAGACGGCCCAUAAGGAUCUGAAGUCCUACAUUGUCACUGGUAACUCCGACCUCUAUGCCGUCUCGAAGGCGAUCGAGAUGAUCCGAAACAAGGCUCGUACAUACACUGAGAAGGUAGCAGAGAUGGAGACUCGUACUCGCUACGAGUACCUUCACUGUGAUUGGCUUGGGGCUGUCUCUAAGGAGGUUGGUACGAAGGCGCUGGCUCUAAUGAACCAGCAGCAUCAAAAAGCUCUGCCGUCGCUGCCAACUGAUGCUCGUCCGCAUCCUCCUGAUCUCCCACCUUGCUCAGGCACCUUCUCCAACCAGUACCGUCUCCCGUGCAGUCGUAAGCUGCUCGAUAUGAUGAAGCGUAAGGAGCCGCUGACUAAGGAGCACAUUCAUCCCCGCCGGUGGUUGCGGCAACGAUUGAAUCUUGCCGAUGCGCUGCUCAACAUCAAGGAUCCCAACGUCGCACAGACUCUGCGUGGUCGCCCGAAGAACAAGAACAUCCCAUACCACGGUAACAGGCCCCCCUCCUUAGCCAGAGUGUCCAAGCCGUCCUCCUCUGCUCCUCAGCCGAGGCCACCUCGCAGAGCUACCAACCGCGCGCCGCAGCCCGUCAGGCAGAGUAUUCGCCGUAACCGAUCGGACUUUGAUAACUUCAACGACAACAAAUUGGCGCUGCUAGGGCCUACGCAGCAGAAGACGCAGGAGGAGAUUGUAGUAGCAACGGGCUUUGUGGCGCCUCCAGCGAAGAAGAGAAGGAGCGGACGCCGCGUUGCAGCUAGCCCGUCAUCAACAGCGCCGGCGAAUUUUUGA